AUGUUCCAUCCUUGGGCCGGCAGGAUACGAUACGCCAUGGCCAAGAAUGUCAACUUUGUGAUAGAGAACCCGAGCUCAACGUUGCUUUGGCGAUAUGUGACGUUGGUGGGAAACUGGGCGGGUCUUCGACAGCUCCGGAGGACGCUGCACAAAGAGCGCAGGUGCCAUCUACGACGAGUGCGAUCCUUCCUGAAGAUCCAAACAGUCGUCCGUUGGAGGAAUGCCAAAGGCGAGUCCAAGUGUGUGGCACGGAUCUUGAAGACGCAAGAGAUGCAGACAAUCCGACCCGAUGACGAAGUGCUAUUCCGCGAUGACCGGAAUUUCCCGACCACGGGGGGUUGGGUUUGGGAGCGUGCCUUUUGCGCGGGUGGGGCCGGAGCCAUGGCACCCAAACGUGGGCCGGGUGCUCCUGCUAAGGGCGCCGCAGAGUCUAAGAAGGCACGCCAGGCCGAGCCGAAGGGAUGCGGCAAGAGCGCUGCAGGAGCAGAGGCCGAGCAACCCAACCCCAAGGGAGCGGGUAAGCAAAGCAAGGGCGAUCCGAAGGGAUCCGGCAAGAGCGCGUGGGCAGAGGAGCGACCCAACCCCAAGGGAUCCGGUAAGCAAAGCCAGGGCGAGCUGAAGGGAUCCGGCAAGAGCGCAGAGGAGCCACCCAACCCCAACAAGGGAUCCGGUAAGCAAAGCAAGGGCGAGCUGAAGGGAUCCGGCAAGAGUGCUGCAGGAGCAGAGGAGCAACCCAGCCCCAACAAGGGAUCCGGUAAGCAAAGCAAGGGCAAAGGCGAGGGAUCCGGCAAGAGCGUGCAGGCAGAGGAGCACCCAACCCCAACCCCAAAGGGAUCCGGCGGUAAGCAAAGCAAAGGCAAAGGUGAGCCGAAGGGAUCCAGCAAGAGCGCAGGACCAGUGCCAGAGGAGCACACAACCCCAAAGGGAUCCGGUAAGGACAGCGAGGGCAAAGGCAAGCUGAAGGGAUCGGGCAAGCAAAGCAAGGGCACAGGCGAGUGGAAGGGAUCCGGCAAGAGCACAGGACCAGAGGAGCACCCAAAGGGAUCCGGUAAGCAAAGCGGGAGCCCGGACCAGAAGGUGGAGCUGCGCAACCUCAACCCGGAGUCGAUGAGGAGGUUCUUCGACUCUGAGACGUACGCCAAGGGAUCCGGGGACAAAGGCGAGAAGGGCGCAGGAGCAGAGGAGCAUGCACACCCCAAAGGAUCAGGUAAGCAAAGCAAAGGCAAGGGGUCCGGCAAGAGCGCAGGACCUGCAGAGGAGCACCCCAAGGGAUCCGGUAAGCCAAGCCAGGGCAAAGGCGAUCUGAAGGGAUCCGGCAAGAGCGCGGGACCAGAGGAGCACACCCCAAAAGGAUCCGGUGGUAAGCAAAGCAAAGGCAAAGGCGAGCCGAAGGGAUCCGGCAAGAGCGCAGGACCAGCAGAGGAGCACCCAACACAACAGGGAUCCGGCGGUAAGCAAAGCAAGGGCAAAGGCGAGCUGAAGGGAUCUGGCAAGAGCGUGCCAGAGGAGCACCACACCCCAAAGGGAUCCGGCGGUAAGCAAAGCAAGGGCAAAGGCGAGCUGAAGGGAUCCGGCAAGAGCAAGAGCGCAGGACCAGAGGAGCACCCAAAGGGAUCCGGUGCAGGGGGCAAGAGUGCCACAAGAGCCUUGUUGAAGGCGGUCCACCAGGAAGCGGCGGAUCUGUGCAACACGCAGCAUGAGCAUGACGAGCAUCAGCACUGGCAGUACAGCAUCCACGACAUGACAAACAGGGGAGAGAUCCACGACUCAGACUUUCGGAACCCCUUGGUGAUCUUGCCUACUUGUGUGCUCGGUGAGUUGUCCAACAUGCAGGCAAAGCAGCCAAGGCUAUGUCAGGAGCGCCUAAGAAGCAUCACCGAGCAUCAGCCCAUGUUCGAAAUGUUCAAGAACUGGCAGGCCCAGCACUACCAGAACCACACAACAGCCUGGGGGAAAGCACCAGCAGCGCAGAUCAUGCAGCACAACAAGUUUCUCGUGGAGGUUCUCCUCCAAG
This is a messenger RNA of Symbiodinium necroappetens, 2014 nucleotides long. The record is from the annotation of a GenBank genome assembly. NCBI's taxonomy places the organism in Eukaryota, Dinophyceae, Suessiales, Symbiodiniaceae.